Messenger RNA from Xenopus laevis (African clawed frog), 5123 nucleotides. RefSeq names its product GTP cyclohydrolase 1 (gene gch1.L). The coding region runs from base 490 to 1245 and encodes 251 amino acids. The record is from RefSeq and is a predicted model, not a curated record. Gene Ontology annotation, cellular component: nucleus; cytoplasm. Gene Ontology annotation, molecular function: GTP cyclohydrolase I activity; zinc ion binding; GTP binding. NCBI's taxonomy places the organism in Eukaryota, Metazoa, Chordata, Amphibia, Anura, Pipidae. The transcript is spliced from 6 exons. Gene Ontology annotation, biological process: tetrahydrofolate biosynthetic process; tetrahydrobiopterin biosynthetic process; pteridine-containing compound metabolic process.
GGGGAGCGCUAGUGAGAAGCUUGGCAGAGGAGCGCUAUAGGGAAUAGGAGAGGGAUAGGGAGAGAUUGGCAGGAGCGCUGCUUAUUUAGAACGUCGAGAGCCUGGGUCGGUGACAACACAACAAGGUGUAUGAGCGUGGGCAGCGGAACUUAAACUCUCAUUGAAAUCUCAGUGCAAGUUGUGUAAGAGUUUGUGCCACAGAAUUGCCAGUAUUCAUAUACCCGGGGACAGAAGAAUAAUAGUAUUGCGGGUGUGUCGGGCGAUAGAGUAGGUGCCCCGGGGAGAGAGCAGCAUUAAGCCGGGCAUGCGGGGACUAGCACAGGACCCAUAGACUUCCCGGCCAUUACUGAUACCUAAGCGCAGAUCGUGUCACUGUUAUGACGGCAAAUUGAAGGCAUUAUAGGGAUUAGUUAGGACCGUCUCCCAAUCAGUGUCAGCUAAUAGAGAAACGCAGGGGAGCAGAUUAGCUCCAGUCCCAUUCUGUGCCACAUGGAUCCUGCCAAGCCUCGGGCACUGCUAGAGAAGAGAGCGCCCAACUGCAACGGCUUCCUGCGGGAGGACAAGAAGGAGGCGGCGGCUGCAGCGGGCGCGGGUAGCCGGGGGGAUGUGGGCGGCAGAGCAGGCAGGAGCACCCCACCUGUAGAUACCUGGAGAGAGGAGCGGGCCCGCAGCGAGGAGGACAACGAGCUCAAUCUGCCCUCACUGGCCACGGCUUAUGGCACCAUCCUCCGGGCACUGGGAGAGGAUCCUGGCAGGCAGGGCUUGCUCAAAACGCCAUGGAGAGCGGCCACCGCCAUGCAGUACUUCACUAAGGGAUACCAGGAGACCAUAUCAGAUGUACUGAAUGACGCCAUAUUUGAUGAAGACCACGACGAAAUGGUGAUAGUUAAAGACAUUGACAUGUUUUCCAUGUGCGAACAUCAUUUAGUCCCAUUCAUUGGAAAGGUGCACAUAGGCUAUCUUCCAAACAAGCAGGUGCUUGGCCUAAGCAAGCUUGCCAGGAUUGUGGAAAUAUACAGCAGAAGAUUACAAGUUCAAGAACGCCUUACAAAACAAAUCGCCAUAGCAAUUACAGAAGCCUUACAUCCCUCUGGGGUUGGAGUUGUUGUUGAAGCAACGCACAUGUGCAUGGUGAUGAGAGGUGUCCAGAAAAUGAACAGUAAAACUGUAACAAGUACCAUGCUAGGGGUCUUUCGGGAAGACCCAAAGACUCGGGAAGAGUUCUUAACACUCAUCAAAAGUUGAUUCCCAUACCAAAGGCCUGGACCUGCUCAAAACAUUGUAUUGUACACUGGAACUGUCAAAUUUUAUUUACACCUGGCUGCAUUGUUUGUCCUGUCUGUGUUUAAAGAAAAUAUGGUGGCUAGGCACUAAGGCAUAAGGAGUAUCUUCAGUAGACAAACUAUCUUAUCUUGACAAGCAUUUUCAGUUUUAAUUCCUGAAAUGUUUCAGAUGAAACGGCUUUUAGAACAGCUGCUAGCUGGAGAAACGACUCACUCCUUUGUGCAAAACCCCAGAGGUGUGUUCAUGUAGGUUUAGUAUAUAUGUGUAAUGUUUUGAGUGAUAAGCAUCUGUGUACAUUCCUGUGAUUAAUUAUCAGGCCAUAAAGGAAGAUUAUAUGGAAAUCCAAUGUCUACUUUAAGCAUAAACCAAGGUUAUAAGAAGCACAGGUCCCCUGGCCUCUAUUCUAGUUUGGCUGCCAUAUUGUGCUUAUUUUAAGAAUACCUGUUCUAAGUACAGGCUCUGGGCACUUUAAUACUACUUUUAAUUGGCGACACCUGAGUCAGUGGCGUAACUAAUUGGCGUCAGUUCCCCCCCCCAUGAAAAAAAUCACCCGCAGGCAGUAGAGUAGCUGGGGAGGGGAGAUUUACAACUGUAGAGGAAGCAGACCCAUGGUCCUGGUGCCCCUCCACCGCAACUGUGGGGUUUGCUUCCUCCAUAGUUAUGCCACUGACUAGACUGUGUCCCUUUGCAAUGCCAUACCCACUGUGAGCUUUUUUGUAUAAAGGUUAUGUCACUACAGGAGGACUGUGGCCAGACAGCCUGUGAACAAUGCAGUUAGUAUCAAUGUUAGGCCUAUGGCCCAUGAGGCCUUUUGACGGACCCUUGUUAGACAAUGAAAUUGCCCCUAUCUGCCUCUUAUCUCUUCCAAUAAUGGCAUAUAUAAACCCUGCUUCCUAAGGCAGAUGUAGUCCUAACAGUUGGACCACUGCUCAGAUAUGUAGAGAGCAGUCAAAAAGUUUAAAAAAAAAAAAAAAAUGUAAUUGUAGGGUGUUUUGGGAAUUUUAAUUCAGAGCAGAUGGAAAGUUGAGGCCCUAACAUACAGUACGUGUUGCUUUCUGUAAAGGAUAGAAUGACCAGCCACAUAUUUUUCUGUGUAUAAAGUCUUGUCGACACACACAGCAGUGCUUACCUCUUGUCACUUAUCUAAGGUUAGUUAAAUGAAGUGGUUGUGUAUUUGUUUUGUGGUUCCUCCCCAGUUCUAAAACAAAGUAUUUCAAACUGUUGUGACAUUUCUUGUUCUCUGUUUAGAAGACGGGUCUGGUCAUAUUUUAUGUAUUUUCAGCCACACGGGGAUUUUUACAUAGAUUCAGCAUUUGCAGCAUUCUUUGAUUUCUGUAUGAUAAUAAUAAUUCCAGAAUCCUGCUCUAGAAUGGUAUUCUAAAGGUCAAAGCGCUUAGCUACGAAUCUAUUGCAUUUUGACGAGCCUCGAUUAGGAAGAAUUGUCAGUGUGCAAUAUAGUUUGUGAACUUUUAUGGGCCUCGUAUUGCAGACUAUUCUGCCAGUGGAGAUACUGAAGUAGCUACAUUUUCCAUAUUAUUAUUUUUAUAUCUUAUAUUUUCUUUCAAGUAAGCCAGGUAUAGUAGCUGUCUGGCAAUAUACCAGCAUAAUAUUUAUUUCAGUACUAGUACCCCCAUGUAUUAUGGCUAAAGCAGGAAAUUAAACGGAUCCCUAAUUAUGAUGAAGUUGGCAAAUUUGCUGAACUAAUUACUGUACAAAACCACAAGAUUCCAAGAGCUCUUUCAUGUGAAAGCUGGAGUUAAACAGUUACAUGAUUAAGCAAACACAUUUUCUACAUAUAUAUUAGACAAUAUUUAUUUAAGAUGGCCAGACCACCACCCAAAUGGCCAACGUAAUCACUCUGUGUAUGGGUGCCUUAACAUGCUACUUGGCCACUUUUUUAGGAUUAUGUCUCGUAGCAUGCUACAUUAUUAUGCCUACCAAGAAAGGUUUAGUUGACAGUGUAAUGUCUUUGAAUGAAUGGCAAUAUUAGAUAUAUAGAUCAUUGUUAAAAUUCACACUUAAAAAUAAAACUGAAAUGUGUGUGUGCACACGAUCUGUGUUCCUGUGGAGCUUUAAAUGCCAUUAUUGCUCUUUCAAAUGAUAAUUGCUCUUUCAGUAGCUCUCACAGUACAAACACUGACUAUAAAGGUCAGACGAGAGCUCCCAAUAGGACGGCAUAAGAUUAUACAAUAUUUUAGUUUCAUUUCCCUGUAAUGCUGUUCCCCAACCAAAAUCUGUUCACCUACCGAGAACAGCUUAGUAAUAGGAUUACCUGUCACUGCACUGCUUCUUAUUAGCUUUGCUUUCAAGAGAAGUAUGCUCAGUUUCCAGGACACAUUCCUCAAUAUACAUUAUAUGGGGUAGAAGCUGCAGAUGCAAGUACUGGAGGUAUUAUUCAGCACUUCAGCACCUGGACCAUCUCUUCUCCUGGCCCUGCUUCCCCUAUUUUUAAGCCACUACUCUAUUUAUAAGUGGAAAUUCAGUUCAGGAUUCAGUUUAGGAUUCGACUGUUCAGGAUUUUGAUGAAAAUAAUUAACUACAAUUGAGACUGGGAAAUGCUAAAAUAUUUGCAGUACUUUGAAUUUCAGCACAUUUACUAAACACUUCCCUGACUUAAUGAAUGAACACAAUAACAUUAAUAACGCAGAUACAAGUGUAAAUUCAUCAGAUUGUGUCUGACUGCUAAGGGCCCAGCUGUGGCAAAUCCAAUUGCAAGGGAUUAGGGAUUUGGAUAAAUCGACGCCGUGCUGAAAGGAAUUGUUCCAGAGAGGAAAACAAAUUGUUGAACCUAUAAUGCUCAAUAUGUUUUUACUAAAUGGUAAUCCUCAUUACUGAUCUGCAAACACGGUCAAGCAUUAAUGAAUUGCAACUAAGUGUAUCUCUGAUGUGAACCUGUUUGCAGUCCUAUGUGCAGUCCAAUCAGCUACUGACUUUGUCUUGAGGGGCUAAGUCAACAGGUAAAAUGGAUUGUGCAUGGUAAGCUUUUCUAAAUUAAACAGGGCAUUUUAACCAUCGCUCUGGCAGGGAACAUCAUUGGUCAAACCCUCCGUCUAUAAAUUAAAUACUUGGGAAGUCAUUUGUGCUUGUUAAUAAGCUGUAAUUAAAGAGGCAGAGCGGAUUCAGUCUCUGUCGGCAGAGUAGCUUAUAUAUAGUACAAACCACCAAAUAAGUUAUUGUAUCAUGAAACAGGCAGGAAGCCAUAAAAGGUGACGACAGAGGUACUGCAGCAGCUGGAUGAGAGAGCUGUGCCAUUUAGCAUUGCUCAGACAAGUGCUUGGAAAUGUAUUAAUCCAUUAUUUUGAAAUACAUAUCUAUAUAUUGCCAUAUGUAUAUUUUAUUCCUGUUCAAUAAUCUUUACUUGAUUUCUGCCCAUGUAAGGCAGGCUAUUUACAUAUAGAAAUAUAUCUUAUUUAUUUUUCUUCUAAUCAGAAUUUUAGAAUAUAGAAAUUUUGAGCAGUUCACAGUCAUGUAAAGCCUGUGCAGGCAUUAAAGGGUAAAUGGAACUCUUGUUGAUUUUGUGUACUGUAAGAUUCCAUUUAGAGAUGAUUUGAUUUUACUGGAAUCUCCAUAGUAAAGCAUCCAUAUGACUUAUGAAGGAAUAAAUAAAGUACAGUGAACACCGCUAUUGUUCAUUAUUGUGUCGGCAUCUGAAGGGAAAACUAAGUAAGGAACAUACUGCAAAACCAGUGCUAAUAUAUGUUAGAUAAUGUAUUGCAGAGCACUUAUGUAUGUUUUUAACAAUGCCAUAGUCAUAUUGCCCAGUCUUUGCAACUGUUCUUUUUAAUUGGAUAUAUAUAUAUUUAUAUAUGUCAUGAAUAAAAUAUAUACUGUAUCUAUAA